AUGGGUCACAGGCGUGCAGUGCAGGUGCCCCAGUUAGUUGCGCCACAGCUGGGGGCCUGGGCAGAAGCAGACAUGAGCCUCCAGACUUUGCUGUGUGUGACGGUGCUGCUCUGCAAACUUACAGGAUGUCUUUCAAUCGUGGGGGGCCGUGAUGCACAGAGGGGGGCGUGGCCAUGGAUGGUCUACCUGGAGAUGCAUUUCACAGAUAACAGUAGCAGGAAGUGUGGAGGAUCACUGAUCUCAGAUCAGUGGGUCUUGACUUCAUGUUCCUGCUUGAAGUGCAGGAGUAAGAAAGUGCACCUGGAGCGUUCGUUUGCUCAGGUCGGGGAGCUGAGUCUGAUGGAACCUUCUGGAAGGAAGGUGAAGCUGAAGCGGGUGGUGCUGCACCCAGACUACAGAGAUGACGGAUCGUACAACAACGACAUCGCCCUGGUGCAGCUGCAGGAGGCCGUGUCCUUCUCCGACACAGUGCAGCCUGUGCUACUACCCAGCCCCCGAGACCAAUUCAGCCCCCACACUGAGUGCUGGGUCACCGGAUGGGGUGAUGUAGCUAAGGACAGAGAGGUGGAGAGGAGGUUGGUGCAGAUUGGCAUUGCCAACUAUGAGGACGGCUGUGGUCGAAAGGGAUUCCCCGGAGCCUACACACACGUCUUCAACCACACACAGUUCAUCAGGGACACCAUUCCAAAGGCAGAAUGCAAAGAUCUGCCACCUUUUGAAGCAUGUUUUCUGUAA
Sardina pilchardus (European sardine) is the source of this 735-nucleotide messenger RNA. Its product is annotated as transmembrane protease serine 12-like. Lineage: Eukaryota; Metazoa; Chordata; Actinopteri; Clupeiformes; Clupeidae. The transcript has 5 exons. Gene Ontology annotation, molecular function: serine-type endopeptidase activity. The coding region runs from base 1 to 735 and encodes 244 amino acids. The record is from RefSeq and is a predicted model, not a curated record. Gene Ontology annotation, biological process: proteolysis.